CUCCAUCCCUCUCUCUGCCUUCUUCCAUUGUCGAUCACACACACCCUACUCUUCGAUUCCCGUCGCCCCCUCUCUUUCUCGAUCUCCAUCUCCAUCUCCAUCUCCCUCCGCUUCGUUCCUCGGAUGAGAUCCAAAGGACGGCCCUGAGAUCCGUCAGCAGAAGCAGCAUCCACGUGCGGCCGCAGAGUAGCGGCAGCGACAGACGAAGAUGCAAGACCUCUUCGGAUCGGUGCGGAGAUCCCUCGUGUUCCGUCCAAACCCUAACGGAAACGAUGGCGGCGGCGGAAAUGGCGGUGGAGGAAUAGCGGAAAAGAUCGGAUCUUGCCUCAGGAAGUCCCGGAUCGGACUGGGGCUAGGGUUCGGGGGGUCUGCCCCCAGACUCCCUCCCCCGCAUCCGGUGGAGACCGAUGACGCACUCCCGAUCCGGUGGCGAAAGGGCGAACUCAUCGGUUGUGGCGCCUUCGGCCAUGUCUACAUGGGUAUGAAUCUCGAUUCGGGGGAGCUGCUUGCCGUGAAACAGGUCUUGAUCGGGACUAGCAAUGCUUCCAAGGAGAAAGCUCAGGCUCAUAUAAGGGAGCUUGAGGAAGAAGUAAAACUUCUAAAGAAACUUUCUCAUCCAAAUAUAGUGAGAUAUUUGGGAACAGCUAGGGAGGAGGAGACACUAAAUAUUUUGUUGGAGUUCGUCCCAGGCGGAUCCAUCUCAUCAUUACUUGGAAAAUUUGGGUCCUUCCCAGAGGCUGUUAUAAGAAUGUAUACCAAGCAGCUAUUGCAGGGGCUCGACUAUCUUCAUCGAAAUGGAAUCAUACACAGGGACAUAAAGGGGGCCAACAUUCUCGUGGAUAACAAGGGUUGCAUUAAGCUAGCAGAUUUUGGGGCAUCUAAACAAGUAGCGAAGUUGGCAACUAUGAAUGCAGCCAAGUCAAUGAAGGGUACUCCAUACUGGAUGGCACCAGAAGUAAUUCUUCAAACUGGGCAUAGCUUCUCAGCUGAUAUAUGGAGUGUUGGUUGCACUGUUAUAGAGAUGGCUACAGGUAAGCCUCCCUGGAGUCAGCAAUAUCAAGAGGUUGCUGCCCUUUUCCACAUCGGAACAACAAAGUCUCAUCCUCCUAUACCCGAACAUCUCUCUUCAGAGGCCAAGGAUUUUCUUUUGAAAUGCUUACAGAAGGAACCCAACUUGAGGGCUACUGCAUCUGAUUUGCUGCAGCAUCCAUUUGUUACCAAGGAAUUUCAGGAUAUGCAUCCAAUACAUCGCUCUGCAGUUGUGGAACCCCCUAAAAAUGUAUCCCUGCCAUCCAAAUCAUUCACAAAGAACAACAAUACUAUAAUGGCUGAGAGUGCAACUAGCUGUGAAGGAUUGGACAAUAGCAUUAAUGGCAGCGGAAGCUGCUCUACUAGCUUUCCUGGAAAGUUUUCCAGCAGACCUAUAUGGGAGAUGAGUUCUAGUGGUGAUAUGUGCCGGUUGGAUGACAAAGAUGAUUUCCCAGUUGUUGGAUCGAGUUUCAACCCGAUGUCUGAGCCCUUUGAUGACUGGCCAAACGAGUUUGAUUAUAGUUCAGAGCAAAGAAAAAUGGCCUUGGAUGACUUUGGUGAAACUGCCAUGGAUGAUGCCUGCAGUAGAGAAGGGAAAAAUGAUUUCACAUUCCCUUGUGAGCCGGUGCCAGAUGAUGAUGAUGAAGUAAUAGAGUCAAAGAUAAGAGCUUUUCUGGAUGAGAAGGCCCUUGAUCUAAAGAAGCUGCAGACACCCCUAUAUGAGGAGUUCUUCAAUAGCCUGAAUAACAACAACGAGCCAUGCGCUGGAAAGAAAUGUGAAGAAAAUACAUCAAAGAUUUUAAAAUUGCCUCCUAAGAGCAAGACUUCACCCAACAAUAUGGUAAGUGGGAAGACUGCUCCGGUUGCUGACAUGACAAAUAAGCUGAGCCCUGGAAGUUGCAGCAGGCGAGUCUCGAGUAGUGGAGAUGAGAGUGACCGUGUUCUAAAAGAAAUUUCACCUCAGCUUAAUGAAUGGGGAGGACCUCUUCAAGAUGCUCAACAGGAACCAAACUGCCCAAGUGACAAUUUUUCGGAGAGGCAGAGGAAGUGGAAGGAAGAGUUGGACCAAGAACUCGAGAGGCAAAGAGAGAUGAUGAGGCAAGCAGGUUAUGGGAAAACAUCUUCCCCAAAGGACGGAUGGUUAGCUCGAAAGAGAGACCGUAUACGAUUUACCUCUUCGGGCAAAUGAGUGCGUGUACAAUCCACUCUCUCGAGCAUGCUCCUCCGCAGUUUCUUCUAGUGACUGAAAUAUCGGUGUUCAAAUAUAUUGCUCAUUCUUAUAUUCACUUGCUGUUUGAGAUUUGUUCUCCCUCUAGCUUAGCCCAGAGGCCCUUUGUUCCUUUGGCUUAGUUUGAGCAUGGAAAAAUCUCACAGCCGUCAUCUUCAACUUCAAUCUUCAAGCUUCCAUGUUUCUUAGACGAGAUCUAAGCUACGUCUCCUCCAUGUUUGGAGUUAAAGAUUGCUGAGCGUAGUAGAGUGCAUGGUGUAAGAUUUUGGUUAAGCAACAUUUAUUUGAUGCAACAAACAAUCAUAAAAAUAUAGUAACAUCUUUGGGUUUUUGUACUAUCCACUGCACAUGCUUGUUCCUUAGUCCAGAUAGAAUCAGACUCUUUCAACGAAGAUUUCUACUGGACAAAAAUGUAACACUUGUUUGUAAUAAGUAUCUGAUUCUUACUAUAAAUUCUCCCUUUUUUC
Messenger RNA from Musa acuminata AAA Group (dessert banana), 2724 nucleotides. Its product is annotated as mitogen-activated protein kinase kinase kinase NPK1. Bases 209 to 2218 code for a protein of 669 amino acids. NCBI's taxonomy places the organism in Eukaryota, Viridiplantae, Streptophyta, Magnoliopsida, Zingiberales, Musaceae. Gene Ontology annotation, biological process: protein phosphorylation. The transcript is spliced from 17 exons. The record is from RefSeq and is a predicted model, not a curated record. Gene Ontology annotation, molecular function: ATP binding; protein kinase activity.